Molecule: messenger RNA, 1769 nt
Organism: Haplochromis burtoni (Burton's mouthbrooder)
Lineage: Eukaryota; Metazoa; Chordata; Actinopteri; Cichliformes; Cichlidae
Product: transmembrane protein 178A
Biological process (GO): negative regulation of osteoclast differentiation; regulation of cytosolic calcium ion concentration
Cellular component (GO): endoplasmic reticulum membrane
Source: RefSeq, a predicted model, not a curated record
GCUGCUGGAGUUUGUUUGCAUCUCUCUCUCCACCCUGAUCGUGCUGGGCAUGUCUUCCUGUUUAGAGGUCGUUCUUCCUCCCCACUGUCACCGAGCACCGUUCACAGAAGGUAUCUCUGGUACAUGUGACCUCUGGUCCUUUCAGAGCGGUCUGACGCUGUGGGCGGACUCUGAACGCAGCAUGGAGCCCAGCAACAGAGUUGAGGUCAGUGAACGCCUCAGGAGAAACAUCCUGAUCAAUACCUCUGAUCAGUCCGCACCCAGCUCAGCAGUCAGGCCCCUGCCGUGACGUCACACGAUGCUUCCUGUCUGAUUUCAAUGUAAAACUCUGUACUGCGCUUCGGAUCGUUUUCACUCAGUCCUAAAACAUAAACCUGCUGAUGCUGUUUCUAUGGCAACGUUUCCGCGGCAAAGAGCGGUGUACCUGAAAGCCGCAGAAACGAGCCGAUCAGGGAGGAGCUUCAUGUGUUCAUCGUGCGUUCAUGUGCGCUGAGCUGCAGGACAACAAAACCCGCAACUCUAAGCGUUUCCGGCUUGUACUUUCAAAAUAAGGUUUUGGUGACAGUUUGACGUGAGUGAUUGGCGUAAAGUGCAGGAGCAAAUACAAGAAUCGGCUGUUUUCAUUCUGUUAAAACGAACAAAAUGAACUUUUGAAGGCAGAACGUUAAGCUCCUAAACCUCUGCGCGCUGCACGCUGAAGCAGCAUCACGGACAGAUGAAUCUCACUUUGAAUAUUUCUGCAUGUUGCAGCAGCUGACCGUCUCAGACAAAGCUUUCCGCUGUUUAACAUUUUAGCCUGGUUGUUGUUGUUAUUAUUUUCAACAUUUUCAUCGUCAUUAUUAUUAUUGUCCUCCUCCUGCGGAGACAAACGUUUUAUUCUGAAGGCGCUCUCCGGGGACUUCCGGUUCUGAGGGGGUUACCUGCCUCCACCUUGACGCAUCUCUGACGGUCAGUCGGCAUGACAACGCGCUCUCGAGGGCAAACGGGGAACGGCUGAUCUGGAGGAUGGCAGCAGAAGAUGCCCAGUAACGGGAACAGCGGCGGGAAUCGAGCGGAGAGGAGCUCCGGGACCAGCCCGGUCCAUGUCCCGGCCAUGGAGCGAGCCCGACCGGCUACGGUGACGGUGUCCGCGGUGAGCCUCGCGCUCAGCGUGCUGUCGCUGCUGCUGCUCGUCACCGCCAUCUCCACCGACCACUGGUACGAGACGGACACGCGCAGGCACAAGGAGAACUGCGACCGGCACGGCUCCGACUCCAACGACCAGAAGAACCGCGAGAUGCCCAUCUACCACCUGCCGCUGGUGGACAGCGGGCCCCGGCACCGGGAUGUGGCGCUCAUGAAGCCCGUGCAUGUGGGCAGCAGGGAGGAGGAGCUGCUGGAGAACUGGCGGGCCAUCCUGGGGAUGGGCAUCCUGGAGACGGAGUGCGGCAGGCCGCUGUUCUCCACCCACUCCGGCCUGUGGAGGAAGUGCUACUUCAAGGGGCUGGACCCGGACAUCGACAAGCUCAUCGACCGGGGCAUUGCAGAUCGCUGCACCGCCGUCAAGUAUCACUUUUCUCAGCCAAUCAGACUGAGGAACAUCCCCCUGAACCUGACCAGGACCAUCCAGCAGGACGAGUGGCACCUGCUGCACCUGCGGCGCAUCACGGCAGGCUUCCUGGGCAUGGCGGCGGCCGUCCUGCUGUGCGGGAGCAUUGUGGCGUCGGUGGGCUUCUUCUGGGAGGAGAGCCUGACGCAGCACGUCUCUGGGCUGCUCUUCCUCAUGGCAG